Anopheles coustani is the source of this 480-nucleotide messenger RNA. RefSeq names its product protein LTO1 homolog. NCBI's taxonomy places the organism in Eukaryota, Metazoa, Arthropoda, Insecta, Diptera, Culicidae. The coding region runs from base 34 to 480 and encodes 148 amino acids. The record is from RefSeq and is a predicted model, not a curated record. The transcript has a single exon.
UUUUCUCGUAAAUUAUGAAUUUGGUGGUCAGUUAUGUCAAGCUUUGAGAUAGAGGCACGAGUUGGUGCCGAAGAAAUCGCCGGAGAUGAUAUAAAUGAUGUUUUUGAGGAUAUUUUCCUCGCGGAGGAGCGUGUUAUCGAAGAAAGUUUCCACCAGGGUCUAGAAGACGGUCGGCAGGAAGAGUCUGUGAAGGAGGCGCAAGACUACGGCUUCAAGAAGGGCUCAGAAAUUGGACGUGAGCUGGGCUUCUACUUCACCAUUGUAACGGACGUAGCGUCUCAGCAGGAAAUCGCUACUAAUGAAAAGGCACAUACGAUCCUUGCCGAGCUUAUCGACGCCAUUGAAAAGUUCCCCAGGGUCAACGAGCCUACUGUGGACUUGUUCCAUUGCUUGCAACAAAUUCGCAACAAGUACCGGAGGCUGUGCGCCUUGCUGAAGCUCCCCUAUCGAUUCGCCGAAACGAAUGUCCUUUCGUUUUAA